AUGAUUCUCAUCUUUGUUUAUCUCUUUACAACAAUCCUUGUUGUAAAAGGUAUCGAUGAUGAAUUACUCCUUAAUGGAUCACAAUUUCCACCUUCUCUCUUCAUUCCAUUAGACAAGUCAUACUUGUUAGAGUGUAAUUCAAAACAUACUGUUCAUUGGAAAGUAUACUUGAUCAAUGGUAAAAUCGAAAUAAUUAACGAUAAACUAAUACGUCUGAAUGAAUUCGAUAAAAAUCGUGAUGGUUUCUAUCAGUGUUAUGUGACCGAUGAUGUAUCGAUGUUUCGUAGUAUGUUUAUCUUUUCCAAUGGUGCACAGUCAAUUUCCCGUAAUUGGACGCAACUGACAGUAUUUGAUGAUGAUUUGUUAACAGUUUGUCGACCAGUAUAUUUCAACUAUGGAUUUAACGAAGAGUUCAUUGAAUUGAUUGAUACUGAACAAACCAUUCGAUAUAAUCGAAGUGCUAUAUUAGUAAAACAUAUUCGUAGUACGACGCAUUUAUUCUGUAAAUUGUAUCUUGAUACAACAUGCGUCGGAGUACGAGUACAGAUAUUAAUUAAGAAAAAUUUGAACCAUUCAGUAUUGUUAGAUAAUGAUCUGAAAAAGAAUGAGUAUCUGGAUAUGGAUAGUAAUGAACGCGAUGUCUAUCAAAUUGCUUUUCAAGGUGAUUCGGUUUAUUUCCAUUGUCCAACGAAUGUAACAUUAGCGGUUCAAUGGUCUUAUCUUUCAUACAAUUAUUAUCUAAUGAAAACUCUUCCAACAAUUUAUGAGAAAGACAUGAAAAUCAGAUCGGUUGAUAUUAGCGAUUCGGGAAUGUAUAUAUGUCGAACAGAAAAGAUAAUUUACAAAAGAAUUAUUUUAACCAUUAUUCAUCCUCCAAAAUCACCUGAUGGGAUCUAUGACCAUACUCUCACUGUGGAUUUUAACUCAAAAUAUCUAGUAUGUUGCCAUUUAGAUGGUGUACCUUAUCCAAUCUACACAUGGUCAAUGAAUAUUCCAUCGGAAAACACAACAUUCAUUUGGUGUUCGAAGCGAUGCUGUUGGCUGCAUGUUAUAUAUGCAAAUUAUGAUAAUGUUACAUGUACAGCAAGAAACCAACUGGGAAUGGGAAAAUAUACUCUUAAUUUGAUUGUUCGAAAUACUGAUCUGGAAAGUACGAUCGUUUAUGAUAGACUACGAAUUUAUGAUUACCUGUAUACAAUUCAUCAUCUGACUGUGAUUCGUAAAACAGAAGAGAAUUCUGAUAGUGGAGCAAUUGUGACCGUUACGAAUAUGGAGUAA
This is a messenger RNA of Adineta ricciae, 1278 nucleotides long. The record is from the annotation of a GenBank genome assembly. NCBI's taxonomy places the organism in Eukaryota, Metazoa, Rotifera, Eurotatoria, Adinetida, Adinetidae.